Messenger RNA from Neopsephotus bourkii (Bourke's parrot), 517 nucleotides. It is a transcript of the gene PCBD2, whose product is annotated as pterin-4 alpha-carbinolamine dehydratase 2. Gene Ontology annotation, molecular function: 4-alpha-hydroxytetrahydrobiopterin dehydratase activity. The coding region runs from base 66 to 470 and encodes 134 amino acids. The record is from RefSeq and is a predicted model, not a curated record. The transcript has 4 exons. Gene Ontology annotation, biological process: tetrahydrobiopterin biosynthetic process. NCBI's taxonomy places the organism in Eukaryota, Metazoa, Chordata, Aves, Psittaciformes, Psittacidae.
CGCUUCCCCCCCCGGCUCGGGCCGGCGCUGCAGCGGGAGGCGGAGCCGGGGCCGGGGCCGGGGCCAUGGCAGGCGGCGGGGCCGCGCUGCGCAGGGCGCUGCUGGGAGCGCGGAGGGCGGCGAGGCCGCGGGGAGCUGCCGGUGGGAGCCGCGCUGCCAUGUCUUCACAGUCCCACUGGUUGACGACGGAGGAGAGGAACCAGGUUUUACUGGAUCUCAAGGCUUCAGGCUGGGCGGAGUUGAGCGAAAGAGAUGCCAUCUACAAAGAGUUCAAUUUCAAGAGUUUUAAUCAGGCUUUUGGAUUUAUGACACGUGUUGCUCUACAAGCAGAGAAGAUGAAUCACCACCCGGAAUGGUUUAAUGUCUACAGCAAGGUUCAGAUAACUCUGAUUUCCCACGACUGUGGUGGACUGACCAAAAGAGAUGUGAAGCUGGCUCAGUUCAUUGACAAAGCUGCUGCUUCAGUGUAACCAGGAUGUAAAACACUUCAAUACAGCGUCCACCAGUAUUAUGUAAA